UGCUUCACAAGAGAAAUCAGUAUUUGCUCCAUUCAAAGGCAAUUUCUACCACAGUUUCUAAAAAUGCUCAACAGGAUUUUCUUUGUUUGCCUGCUUCUCGGUCUGUACAGUGCAGGCUCCUCGCUAAGCUGCAGAUGGAUGGAUCACAAAUUCAAACAGCACAGUGAAAACUCUCUGGAUCUACUAGACAAGAUGGCUAAUAACUCCACUAACAGCACUGAGGAUGCUGAAGUGAAGCACACUGCGGCCUUCCCUAAUGAUCUGUACAGCCAGGCAUCCACAGCAUCAGCUGAGGACAAACUUGGUUUCAUAGGUCAGGUUCUGGAGGAGACGGCUGCCCUGUUUGAGGAGGAUCACAGCUCUGCAUCAUGGGAGGAGAACACAGUGGAGAACUUUGUCAAUGUUGUGACCCAGCAGGCUGACGGCCUUCGCUCCUGUAUUGGGAGCCACGGCCACAAGAAGAAGAACAAGAAGCUGCACAUGUAUUUCAAGAGACUCUCACGCCAUGUUCUACAGGAAAUGGGCCACAGUGCUGAAGCCUGGGAGCUGAUCAGGCAGGAAAUCAAAGAGCAUCUGAUGAGAGCAGACCUGCUGGUUUCAUCUCUACUCACCACCAACUAAAAUCUGUCUGGCAGAUUAAGAAUGUGUUAAUUUAUUUGCUUACAUGCAGUUAUUUAUUUAUUUAUUAAUGUAUUUAUUAAUGUAUUUAUUUAUUUAAUUAUUGAGCUAUUUGCGUAUUUAUUAGUUGAUCAUGUAUUUAUCAAUGUUGAUGAACAUGCUUAUUUUUUAAAUUUGCAUUGAAGUAAAUGGAAUAUUUUUCUAUAUAUUUUUUAUGUUUUAGCCAAUAAAAAUCAUACUU
Messenger RNA from Siniperca chuatsi (mandarin fish), 859 nucleotides. RefSeq names its product interferon a3-like. Gene Ontology annotation, molecular function: cytokine receptor binding. The transcript is spliced from 5 exons. Bases 64 to 621 code for a protein of 185 amino acids. Gene Ontology annotation, biological process: response to exogenous dsRNA; defense response. NCBI's taxonomy places the organism in Eukaryota, Metazoa, Chordata, Actinopteri, Centrarchiformes, Sinipercidae. Gene Ontology annotation, cellular component: extracellular region. The record is from RefSeq and is a predicted model, not a curated record.